Messenger RNA from Ixodes scapularis (black-legged tick), 1707 nucleotides. RefSeq names its product sodium/potassium/calcium exchanger 4. Bases 61 to 1536 code for a protein of 491 amino acids. Gene Ontology annotation, cellular component: membrane. The transcript is spliced from 15 exons. NCBI's taxonomy places the organism in Eukaryota, Metazoa, Arthropoda, Arachnida, Ixodida, Ixodidae. Gene Ontology annotation, biological process: calcium ion transmembrane transport; intracellular calcium ion homeostasis. Gene Ontology annotation, molecular function: calcium, potassium:sodium antiporter activity; calcium channel activity. The record is from RefSeq and is a predicted model, not a curated record.
UUCUCCCACGACGCUCGGGCCAAGGGCGGAGUGAUCGUGCACGUGCUGGUGGUCUUCUAUAUGUUCUACGCCUUGGCCGUGGUGUGCGACGACUACUUCGUCGCCUCCCUGGAGGAAUGCUGCUCCCGGCUGAACCUGUCCGAGGACGUGGCGGGUGCCACCUUCAUGGCCGCCGGGAGUUCGGCCCCUGAGCUCUUCACCGCCAUUUUAGGAGUACUUAUUGCCAAGGGAGACGUCGGCACGGGCACCAUCGUAGGCUCGGCGGUGUUCAAUGUCCUCUUUGUCAUCGGCCUCUGCGGACUCUGCUCCGGAAAGGACGUCCCGGUCACCUGGUGGCCGCUAUUCCGAGACUCCGUCUUCUACGCUUUCACGGUCGUCAUUCUCAUCCUGGUCAUCUAUGACGGAGAGGUCACGUGGUACGAGUCUCUGUCCAUGCUGCUUCUUUACGGCGUCUACAUCGACCUCAUGAAGUACAACACCAGGAUCCAUCGGUGGAUAGGCACCACCUUCGGAAUCCACGAGGAAGAGGAGACAACCCUGGGACUCACCUCCACUGGCCACGAGGCCAAGAACUACAGCUCCUACGUGCCCUUCAACAACGAGAUCGACGACUUCGCGCAACCCGGCGGUGCCCUGAGGAACACGGCCCCCCUGGACGAGGUCAUCCGGGACAGUAGGAGGCGGCCCACCCUGUACGAGGCCGCGCUGAUGAUGCUGAUGACGCGGCCGUUUCGACCCAAGACUCGCUUCUGGGCCGCCGCCAAACGGGUGACGCACGAGUACAAGCGCAUGCGGCGUGGAGAAAUUCAGCAUCUUCCUUCGCAGACGUCGCUGGACCCCAAUGACCUUGUCACCCGGGGCAAGAGCCACAGCGUCGACAUCACGUUAUCAACGGAAGCGGACUGGAAGAAGAUCCCAAGAUUGCAGGACGGUGUGCUGUCGGUGAUCAAGUGGUGCAUUCAGGCACCCCUGCUGGCGACCCUGCACUACACCGUCCCGGACUGCCGCACGGCCAGAGGAAAGAAGCUCUUCAUGCUCAGCUUCCUCAUGUCCAUCUUCUGGACGGCCGUCUUCUCCUACGUCAUGGUCUGGAUGGUUACCCUGAUCGGAUAUACCAUGGGAAUCCCAGACAGCAUCAUGGGGAUCACGUUCCUGGCCGCUGGUACCAGCAUCCCAGACGCCUUUGCCAGCCUCUUGGUGUCGCGGCAAGGGCAAGGAGACAUGGCAAUAGCCAACAGCAUCGGAAGCAAUGUCUUCGACAUCCUGAUUUGCUUAGCACUGCCGUGGCUCAUUCAAACUGGAAUGAUCGCACCGGGUUCUAUUGCAUACAUCAACAGCGGAGGCCUGGUCUGGUCUGUGGUCUUGCUGUUCCUCACCAUCAUCAUAACGAUUUACGCCAUCCACCGAAGCCACUGGUUCCUCACCAGGAAGCUGGGCAUUUUCCUCAUGGUGGUGUACGUCUUCUUCCUAGUCUUCUGCAGCGCGGUCGAGUUCAACCUGCUCGGAUACGUCAACCCGCCCAUGUGCUCCGAGUGAGGUGCCCGAGCCACUUCGGCCGUCUGCAAACCUGUCGUGCUCUGGCAGCGCGCAGGUCAACCGUGUGCCGCCGUUUGUUCUGUUCAGCCAUAGUCAGACUGCUCAUACGUCGUACAAAAGACGGAGAGUUGGCUGCAGACACGAAGAAAGACAGUUCUUGUAAAACCAACG